Messenger RNA from Sinocyclocheilus rhinocerous, 1485 nucleotides. Its product is annotated as DOMON domain-containing protein FRRS1L-like. Bases 176 to 1009 code for a protein of 277 amino acids. NCBI's taxonomy places the organism in Eukaryota, Metazoa, Chordata, Actinopteri, Cypriniformes, Cyprinidae. The record is from RefSeq and is a predicted model, not a curated record. Gene Ontology annotation, biological process: regulation of glutamate receptor signaling pathway; regulation of postsynaptic membrane neurotransmitter receptor levels. The transcript has 5 exons.
UCCCCCGCGGACCAACCGAAACGUUUUAUCAUGAAGGCGAUUUAAUUAGCUACAUUUUAUUAUUUGUUAUCAAUCUAAGCAUCAGUACUGGAAUGCGACGACUAGUAAAUAAGACCCGAGUCUCUUCGCGCGUACAAUAACAAUUAUCGUAUCAUUAGGUCCAACGCAUCCAGUCAUGUUUCUUUUGCAUCCGCUGCUGCAGAUCUCUGUUCUGCUGGAUGCGGUUUCUGCCAGCCCUACCGAUGAUAAUGUGCUGCGGGCCGGUCAUGGAGAACACGGAGAGCCGGGGCAUGAAGAACCCCAUAAGGAUUCCUACAGUACAUUCGCCUCCGAGUUCCUCGAGUCCAGAUACCUCUCAGACGAAGGUUACCCCUUCCCAGCUGCACCCCCUGUAGACCCAUUUGCCCGCAUCAAAGUUAGCGACUGUGGAAUAACCAAAGGAUGCAUCAGAUAUGGCAAACCAGGCUGUGACGCAGAGACCUGUGACUACUUCCUGAGUUUCAGACGCAUUGGCACAGAUGUGGAAUUCGAGAUGAGUGCAGACACUGAUGGAUGGGUUGCUGUCGGUUUCUCCUCUGACAAAAAAAUGGGAGGUGAUGAUGUCAUGGGCUGUGUUCAUGACGAUAACGGACGUGUACGGAUACAUCAUUUCUACAACGUGGGCCAGUGGGCCAAAGAGAUCAAGCGCAACCCGGCGCGGGAUGAGGAGGGCAUCUUUGAAAACAACCGCGUCACGUGCCGCUUCAAACGGCCUCUUCACGUGCCACGGGAGGAGACGCUGGUGGACCUGCACCUCAGCUGGUACUAUCUGUUCGCUUGGGGACCUGCCAUUCAAGGUUCCAUCACAAGGCAUGACAUCGACUCCCCACCGGUGUCAGAUCGCAUGAUUAGCAUCUAUAAAUAUGAGGACAUUUUCAUGCCCGCCACAGCCUAUCAGACAUUCUCCUCUCCCUUUUGCCUCCUCCUCAUCGUUGCUCUUACCUUCUACCUACUGAUGGGCACACCAUAACCAGCGAAGCCAUGUCACUGAGAGAAGAAAUGAAUACAACAAACUAUGGAGCCACCAUAGCAUGACUGCGUGCCAACUUAACAGUAUUAGAAACAGGCAGCAAUAAAUUGUAAUUCUAUAAUAUCCUCAAUCUACGUACACUAGAAAGGUAUUUGGACUGUGGAUUAAUAUUCAGUUAUAUACAAGCAAUGAUUCUCAUUUAGAGGUCAACCAUACACUUAUUAUAUAUUACAAUAUAUUUUAUUUUGAUGAAAGAGUAGAGAAACCUCAAGUGGUAUGUUAUGGUAGGUAUAGCCUACAAUAGUUGAAACAAUCUGAGCCAAAUUAAUGUUAAUAUUCAGUAUACUUAAAGUGCAGUCACAUUAGUGAACGUUCAGUAAAAUGUUGCGUUCAAGAAAGUCCAUUGUAUAUCAUUGUCAGACCAUCAGCUUUCUGUUGGUCAAAGCUGUGAAUCCAAAAUCUGUAUGGGGAAAUCU